AUGGUUGCUAUAGCUAAAACGUUUUGCUACCGUAGCGCCAAGUCAGAUCCUAGCAUGAUGAUACUGAAAUGCAUUAGCUCAACUUGCCAAUGGCGUGUGUAUGCGACCAAGUUAAAAGAUUCAGAGGUUUUUGAGGUGAGGAAACUUGUAAGCGUUCAUACAUGUUCUAUAGCAGAGCGUGGUGGAUACCAAGGGCAAGCGACUUCAGCUGUCAUUGGAGAGCUGAUGAAAUCUAAAUUUGCUGGAAACGGUAUCGGACCUAGGCCGAGGGAAAUUAAAAUGAUGAUGCGGGGUGACCAUGACGUCUCCAUUUCAUACUGGAAAGCGUGGAAGUCAAGGGAAUUGGCUGUGGAUAAUGGCCACGGAACGUGUAAUGCUUCUUACAUAAAGCUCUCGGUGUAUCUCAAUAAUCUGGUAUUAGAAAAUCCUGGAUCUUUAGCCAACUUACACACUGAACAAACCGAGGCAGGGGGCCACCGGUUCAAAUAUAUGUUCCUCGCCUUAGGAGCAUCAGUAGAAGGAUAUAAGGCGAUGAGGAAGGUGGUGGUCGUUGAUGGGACUCAUUUGAAAGGAAGGUAUGCAGGAUGUCUGCUGACGGCAUCAGCACAAGAUGGGAACUACCAAAUAUUUUCCUUGGCCUUCGCCAUUGUUGAUAGCGAGAAUGACAUGUUGUGGGAGUGGUUUUUCGAAAACCAAUCAGCAUUUGUGCCUAAUGAGCCCCGAUUGGUCGUCGUAUCUGACAGGCAUCCCUCCAUCUACAAAAGGAUUAGCAAGGUUUAUCCAAGUGCAGGCCACUGCGUUUGUGUGCUCCAUCUGAAGAGAAACAUCAGGUCCAAUUUUCGUGAAAGGCAUUUGGAAUACCUAGUCGCGAAGGCAGCAAGGGCUUAUAAGUUGAAUGAUUUCUACGUUACAUUCAACGAGAUUAAAGCGAUGGAUCCAAAGUGUGCAGCAUACCUAAUCGAGAUUGGAUUUCAGCACUGGGCACGAUCCCAUUUCCCUGGAAACCAUUACAAUGUUUUGACUAGCAACUUCACUGAGUCUUGGAAUUCCGUUUUGAGCAAGGCGAGAGAAUUUCCAAUUUUCCAGUUGAUCGAUUUCAUCAGGGAGAAGCUAAUGACUUGGUUUGCAAAGAGACGAGAUUCUGCUAGCAAAAGCGGUGGACCUAUCACCCCACGCAUUGAAGGAAUCCUGACUAACAACUUCGAGAUGACCGGAGGAUAUGAGGUUGUCGACAUAGCUGAGAAGGAGUACGAGGUACGCAACAAGACUGGGGGAAGCUUCCAUGUAAACCUCACCGCACGGACUUGCAGCUGUUUUGAGUUUCAGAUGCUAGCUAUUCCAUGCUCUGACGUCAUUGCUGCUGCACUCAAAGCGAAGAUGAAUGUGGAGGAGCUGGUUAUUGAUGAAUACAAGCCAGAUUCCCUCAAGCGUGCCUAUGAAGGAAUUAUACUUCCCGAAUCAGCCGCACCGGUGGAGGUAGGAAUGCCUUCUAUUGUGACCGACCUCCAGUUGGGUCCACCUGCAAUACGACGUCCCCCGGGGAGGCCUAAGAAGCAGAGAUACUUUUCAAGAGGCGAAAAACGUGUGAAGUGUGUACGCAGAAGGAUCAAAUGCGGGAGGUGCAAAGGCAUUGGACACAACAAGGCCACUUGCAAGAACCCAAUAUGA
Brassica rapa (field mustard) is the source of this 1668-nucleotide messenger RNA. RefSeq lists its product as uncharacterized. Lineage: Eukaryota; Viridiplantae; Streptophyta; Magnoliopsida; Brassicales; Brassicaceae. The record is from RefSeq and is a predicted model, not a curated record. Gene Ontology annotation, molecular function: zinc ion binding.